This is a messenger RNA of Anthonomus grandis grandis, 1005 nucleotides long. Its product is annotated as phosphatidylinositol N-acetylglucosaminyltransferase subunit P-like. Lineage: Eukaryota; Metazoa; Arthropoda; Insecta; Coleoptera; Curculionidae. Bases 337 to 807 code for a protein of 156 amino acids. The record is from RefSeq and is a predicted model, not a curated record. The transcript has 4 exons. Gene Ontology annotation, cellular component: EKC/KEOPS complex.
AAGUUAGAUAUAGCCGCAUGGAAACCUGUUUAACGUUUACUUAUAUACAAUUUUUGUGCGCGAGAGAAUUGCCCAAAUAGUGUAUGAUGUUUUAAGGGUCGAUGCUGAACCAAAACGCAGUGGGGUUGUGAAAGUUUUGACUGUAGAAAACAAUGUACUUAAGGGAACUUUUACGGCAAACCAAGCAAGACAGUUGCGAGUGGCUAUAAAUAACUUCUUUGAGAAAGCAGACUUGGUGCUUGAAACCGUUCAGGUUAUGGGACCUCCAGUUAGUGAGAAAUACGAUUACUACUACGAAUAAUACCUAGAUGACGUUUUAAGAUAGUAAAUAGCAAAAUGCCAGAGCAUACACCAGCACCCACCCCAAGCCGGGCAGUUUAUGGUUUUGUUAUGUUUUUAAGUUUUAGGAUUUUCUUUAUUGUUUAUCUCAUAUGGGCCCUAGUGCCUGAACAGUAUUUUGAAUUUUUUGGUAUCGAUUUUUUACCACAACGUCACUGGGCUGUGUCGAUACCCAUAUAUCUUGGAACUGUAUUUGUUAUAUUUGGGUUCGCCAUCUAUCCAGGUCUGGGUCUUCUGAUAACGCCGGACAUUGACGACAUGAAGACCAUAAUGGAUGACGUCGGCAGUAAAAAGAGAAAAAACGGACCAUCGUUAAAUGUUUCUCCUACAGAGGGCGAGUGUGCAUGUAAAAAUAAGGACGAUUGCUGGAAGGAGUAUUAUGACUUACGUAGCGACGUUUCUCAUAAACGAAUUCCGGCCGUGAAGGAUUUGUGUAUGUGGGAGGUGUCUGAACAUUUAUACCUUUGAGUGGUUCAAUUUAAUUUAGAUUUAUAUUUUUUGUUGGAGAUGUUUUGGUGAUGAAUGUAUGUAAUAGAUAUCAAGGGUUUCCUGCCAAAAAGUCGUAUUAAUCAAAAUAUGGUUUUACACGACUUAAUGAAAACGUUUCAAAAAUUGUUAGAUAUAUCAUUUAUCAUCAAGAAUAAAUUUUCGUAUGUAUACGUUUUA